Larimichthys crocea (large yellow croaker) is the source of this 4309-nucleotide messenger RNA. It is a transcript of the gene brdt, whose product is annotated as bromodomain, testis-specific. The coding region runs from base 422 to 3466 and encodes 1014 amino acids. Gene Ontology annotation, cellular component: chromatin; nucleus. NCBI's taxonomy places the organism in Eukaryota, Metazoa, Chordata, Actinopteri, Sciaenidae. Gene Ontology annotation, biological process: chromatin remodeling; regulation of DNA-templated transcription. The transcript is spliced from 20 exons. The record is from RefSeq and is a predicted model, not a curated record.
CACGUUACCGAGCGUUCCGCGGCAGUCAGAGAGCCACCGCCUGCCCAAACAGGCGGACGCUCAAGCCGACUGACAGUGUUUACAGGCGGUUUGGCGGCUCCGCACUCAUCAGUCUGUAGUCUUAACGACUGACAGUCCUCCAGGACACCGAGUUGUCGUGUUGUUCGGGACAACUCAACACAAGUCUCUUACACUGCGCUUUAAAGCCGUUAACGUUACACAUGUGCGGGAGACACGGCGGGCUGUAUCUUUUGAACGUAAACCGUUUGGAGCACAAAGUCAGAGUGGAACACGUGUAGCUCGUGUUUUGACCAAUCAGUCGUAGGGGCUCGAGCACACGGGUAUAAAUUAGAGGCGGUUGCCGUAGAGACGUCCGCCACCGAAGAGUUGAACGCAAGAGCCCGUGGUGUCUCGUAAGGUAAUGCUAGCCAGGAAAACGUGUGAUGAGCACAGUUUCCCCCCUUCGUGGCCUUUGGACAACAUGAUGUCUGAUGUGAAAGUGUGUCCCACCCCGAGUGGAAAUCCCCCUCCGCCAGAGGUCAUAAAUCCAAAGAAGCCUGGACGUGUAACCAAUCAGCUCCAGUAUCUGGAGAAGGUGGUGAUCAAAGCUUUAUGGAGGCAUCAAUUUUCAUGGCCCUUUCGUCAGCCAGUUGAUGCAGUGGCACUGCGUCUCCCAGAUUAUUACACAAUUAUUACAAACCCUAUGGAUCUGAGCACUAUUAACAAACGUCUUCAGAACAAAUAUUACUGGCGAGCACUUGAAUGUAUACAGGACUUCAACACCAUGUUCACCAACUGCUACGUGUACAAUCGGCCGGGAGAUGACAUUGUUUUUAUGGCUCAGACCCUGGAGAAGCUUUUUUUGCAGAAAGUGUCCCAAAUGCCUCAGCAAGAGUGUGAAGUUCCAUCAAUCACUGCAAAGGAACCCAUGAAAGGCAGAAGGACAAAUGCAGGUGCAAUACAGCAGAGACCCGUAGUGUCGGAAGUUGUUCUCCAGCAGACAGUGACAGUCAUUCCUCCUGAUGUGUCUAAAUACAUGCAGCCCAUCCAGCUCUCUGCACAAAUUGAUACAUCAAGUAAAAAGGGGUUUAAGAGAAAAGCAGACUCUAAACCUGCCACCACUACCUCAGUGAUCCCCAGCUGUGAGGUAACCUCUUCUGGAGAAACUCCAGGAUCUUGUCCAUUCUUGUCCAGGAGAGGCACUGGAAGGCCCAUCAAACCUCCUAAGAAAGACUUGCCUACCUUCGAGGGCAAGAAGGUCAGACUGUCGGAGCAGCUCAGGUACUGCAACGAUAUCCUGAAGGAAAUGCUCUCAAAGAGACACUAUGCAUAUGCAUGGCCCUUUUAUACCCCUGUUGAUGCGGUUGCUUUGGGCUUGCAUGACUACCAUGACAUCAUCAAACAGCCAAUGGACCUGAACACCAUCAGGAAAAAAAUGGAUCAACGAGAGUACACAAAUGCAAAGGAAUUUGCUGCUGAUGUCCGACUCAUGUUCUCCAACUGUUACAAAUACAAUCCACCUUCACAUGAGGUGGUCUACAUGGCACGAAAACUGCAGGAAAUUUUUGAGGCCAGAUACCUGAAGGUUCCCCAAGAAGCAGAGAGUUGUUCCAUACCUCCUCAUCGCUUUGAAAAGGGAAACGGAGACAGAGUUCAAAGUCCGUCGUCUGACAGUGAAAGUUCUGACAGUGAACUCUCCUCAGAGGAGAAGAGUUCAUCUAAAGAGGUGGCCACGCAGCUGGCCCAUUUAGAGGAGAAGUUGAAAGCUGUCACUGAUCAACUGAAGAGAUUUACCCAAGAUCCCCUGAUGAAACCAAAGAAGAAGAACAAGCUGAAAAAGGAAAAAAGAUCCAAAGAAAAGGAUAUUGCUCAACUCAAUCGCAAAUCCUCAAAAUACAAAUCUAUUGUAGAAAAAAUGUCCAGCAGCAAGAGAUCGACUUUGUAUGGCAACAGACACAACAGUCAUGGGGCCCUGCCUGUAAAAUGUGAGGAUAAGUCAUCAAUACCAGUGACUUACCAGGAGAAGAAGCAGUUGAAAUUGGACAUUAACAAGCUGCCUGGUGACAAACUGGGCAGGCUAGUGAACAUCAUUCAUGCCAGAGAGUCCUGUCUGCGGGAUUCCACUCUAGAGGAGAUCGAAGUUGACUUUGAAAAGCUUAAGCCCUCCACACUGAGGGCCCUGCAGAGGUUUGUUACAGCGUGUCUGAAGAAAUGCAACAAGACCGUGAGCAAGAAAAGGCCGGUAAAGCUCACAGGAAGAACCAAAACUGGAAUACUAAAGGAUGCUGGGAGAUCUCAGGUUGCCAGUAAAGAGCAGCACCUGAAGAAAAAUAACCCAGCAGCUAAAGUGAUGGCGUCUCCUGACCUCAGCUGCCCUUCACGCCUCAGUGUUAGCAGCAGCAGCAGCAGCAGUAGCGGCAGCUCGUCAUCCAGCUCUGACAGCAGCAGCAGCAGUCAUUCUGCGUUCCAUAGCACUUCUGAUAGCAGUGACUCUGAAUCAGUGCCAAAAACAAAGAAGCAGAAGAGUAAAGACUCUUGCCAAAAGGUUAAGACGAAGUCGAAGGUGACUCGUGCUGCCUGUAGUAAGCAGAUAUCGGAGACUAAAGAUUUGACCAAAGUCAAGACCUGUCAGCCUCCUCCUGCUGCACAGUCCUCGGUAGCAGAAACCAAAGGCCAGCCAACACACCAUAAUGCAGACCAGACCUGUGAUCAGCUGUCCAUAUCACCUCCAGAUUUGUCUGCCCUUUUGUCCCCCAUGGCAUCUCCAGGAGUUUUGCUGGACUGGGCUGCCACCAGAUUUGAGCACGGCCCGGUGCUGUCCCCUCUGACAGACAGUCCACUGCAGUCCAAAGAUGAGACCAAGUCCAUGCUCAUGCCAGAUUUCAGGUACACUGAGGAUUUCCCUGACAGUCAGAUGACUAAUGUGCCUUACACCAACUCAACAAGUAAACCUACUGAAGAGGAAAAAUCCCAAAUUCCCAAAAAGGACAUUGUUCUAAAAAAUGCUGAGUCUUGGGCAAAACUGGCGAGGCAGUCAGUCACUCCAACUGCAAUCAAGUCCUCAAAGGAAAGCUUUCAGCAGUUCCGUAAGGCUGCCAUAGAAAAGGAAGAACGUGAAAAAGCACUGAAGAAGAAACAGGUGGAAGGAGACAAAGAGAAGGAGACUCCUGAAAAGAGCAGCUUACCAGGCCCAGGUAAAGCAGAAACAAACCAAACACAACCUAUCAAAGAUGAACCUGAUUCACCAGAGAGCAUUUGCACAGAGGCUACCUUAAACACUUCUGAAGAUCUUGAGCAGAAGUCUCCCAUAGAAACACAAAGCCCUUCCACACAGUCUCCAGUGGAUAGAGAAAGGGAGAUGGCCCGCAAAAGGGAGCAAGAACGUCGGAGGCGAGAGGCAAUGUCUGGUAUUGACAUGACUAUGCAGCGGGACAUCAUGACUACAUUUGAGCUUAACUUGGACUAGAAAGAAACUGAACUUGAAAAAAUGGCCCCAUGCAAGACUUGUUAUCUCAGAGGAGAACAAGCUGUUGGUUCUUUCAUGGGCACAAAAGACAACUUCAAAACUUCAACCCCUAUAUAUGUUCCUGAGACUUAAAAAAUUAAACUGUUGUCAGAAAAAAAAUUCAACAAAUUGUCCUUAGUUUGUAUUUGAAAUGGUUGGUAAAAAUGUGUACACUGACACACCGUUGAAUUUGAGAUAAUUGGGGUGAAGCACUGUCAAAAAAUGUUUUGUGCAUGGUCUUCUGUUUAUUUGCACAUAUGGUUGAGACCUCCGUCAGCUGACAGUUGUGUAUGACAAGCCAAUGCAUCCAUACACUGUAGUUAAAUUGGCCACCUUGUUGUCUUGUUGCUAAAAUGUGCAGUGUUGUUUUGUUCUUUUGUUAAGUUAUCCCAUUUGAUGUACCCUUACCACUACAUUUCAGUUCAUCCUCACUCAAAAAAUACUAAAUGUAGGCAAAACACUGGAUUAUAUCUAUAUGUCUGGUGCACGUGUGACUUUUUUCUUUCUUUCUUUAUAAAACAUUUUUGCACAGAAGUAAAUUUAAAAUUUUGAACUAAGAAGAAUUGGUCCUUGCCAAAGUUUCCAACAUUGAAUAGAAUGGAAUCUCAGUUCCUUGUUUGCUUGACUACUUGAAAAAUGCCAAACAUUGUGUUUACUGUACAUGCACUGCACUUUGUUGUUCAUACAGUUCUGGCUGUUCCAAAGUUGUUUUUGGAGAUUAUCAACAUAUUCUGUAUGUUACAGUUUGUAUAUGCUAAAAUAAAUAAUUUCUUUGUUCGUUUUUUUUUUUACUCAAUAAAGCUA